AUGUCGUCGUAUUGCUCGUCGGAGGGAGGCUUCUCCGACUCUUUCAUUUCUUCUCCGCGCAAAUCAAGCUUCCUCAAAGUAAUUUCCCUAGUUUAACAUUUUCCAAACGAGCUGAGAUUGAAAUAAAAAAAAAAUUUUUUUUUUUGACCUUAAAGUUCUUUAAUAAACGAUAGAAUUUUUUUCUCACCAAAGCUCACAUGUCUGAAACCAAAAAGUUGAAAAAAUCUUUUCAUUUUCAUUCCAUUUCAGGGUGAAGAUGACAACGUCGUCGAUCGCGAGAUCAAUGACGUCAUUGAAACUUUCAGACGUCAAAAUCCCUCCUCUUCGAAGUUUCCGAAUGUAACAUUUUCUUUGGAAAGUAUCUUUUGAUAGAAUCGCUGAAAUCGAUGCAGCCUUGGACCACUGCCGUCGAGAGUUGAAGGAGCUCCUUCAAACAGAAGCGGAACAGUCAGAAGAAGACGGGUCGCCUUCUGUCGACGAGGAAAACAACGAUUCCGAAGACGUCGUCACGAAACUUCGUCCGUUUCUGAUGCGGAAACGCAACAAAGAGAAAAAACAGAUGUAUUUCGAUAAGAUCGUUCAGUUGGGACUCGAGAGACAGAACUUGGAGGUCUCACCAAUGCAAACACAUUUUCUGAUCUCGUUUUUUUUUUCAGGAAAACGAAGGGUUGUCGAGCGACAAGUUGAUCAGAUCCAUGGGUCACGAGUUCGAGAUUCAGCCGAUGCGAGGCCGCCACAACCCGUGCUGCGAGGUCUGCAUGCACACCAUCUGGAGGCUCGUCCAGACGUGGAGACGUUGUCGAGGUCUCGCUCUGCGACGCUCCUGAAAAAGAACUCGUGUUCAGUUUGUGGGUUGCGAGCGCAUGACAAGUGCACGGAGAGCACGCGAAGGCUCUGCAGUGGCGUUAUCGCGUCGCGCGUAGAAUUCGCCGUCGCAACGAGUAUUUCCGAGGAACAGUCGCUCGCCGACCAGGACUACAAAUGCGCCGAGUGCUCUUCUCCCAUUUGCUACGGUUCUCGUUGAUUUUUGAAAAAGGAAUGACGUCAUCGACUGCAGAUGGUCCUGCGGAUCAAGAACCGCGUCUUUGCGACUACAGCGGCGAGUUGUACUGCCCCAACUGCCAUUGGAUGGACACUUGGAGCAUUCCAGCCAGGUUUUUCUGUUCCGGGAGAAUUCUCGCCAGAGUUCUGUCAAAUGUAUACUUUUUCGCACAAAAACGAUGAUAGUUUGGAUUUGCAAUGUUUGUUUCGCCUUUCUAACUGAAGCUGGGCCUUUUUCCAGAGUAAUUCACAAUCUCGACGCGGCGCCUCGACCAGUUUGUCGAGCCGUCAAACAUCUCCUGGCCAUCGUCGACCGCCGACCUCUCAUCACUAUCGACGAGUCUCACGCUUCUCUCAUCAAGUUCCAUAAAGUUCUUAUUUCAAUCAACUUCAAAACUUCAUUUUUGCUGCUUGAAACUUUAGAACUUUUGGUUUUUUUUUCGAAAAUAGAACUUUGUUCAGGCUUUCAAGAUUUUUUUUAGUGCUAGCACACUAAAAUUCUUUCAGCCACUAGCCGCAAAAAAAUGUUUCAGUAAAAAGUUUCAGCAAACGUUGGAGAAAAUAAGGAACUUAGGAAGAAAUUCACUUGGCAGUUUUUAGGAAUUGCGCCGAGUUAGCGAGUUGCGGAGACAUUUUCUCGUCAUGAAGUGCUACUUUAUCAGCUGUCGAGUUUGUUUUUGGACCUUUCCAUGAAUUCAAAUGGUUGCAGAAUGCUCGGAAAAUCAGGAUUCUACAGUACCUCAACCAACAUUCUCAUUUCGUUGAUUCGGCCACUUCUUACAGUCUCAAGGAGGUUUUCGUCUUUUCCAGGGCUUUUCGAAGAAAUGAGGAUUGAAGCUGCGAGAUUUGUGCAAUGGAACUCUUUUGUCUGAACUCGAGCAGAUCUUCGUCGUGUUUCGGAAACACAUUGAAGAGGUUGUUGGAAAGGUCAUGACAAAGGGAAGCAAGGAUUAUUGAAGGAAUGUGAGACUUGUAAAGGAAACGGAUUUUUCUGCGAGCUUUGCGAGAAGGGAUCUCCGGAGGGAGAGAAGGCAGGGAGAUAUUAAAUGUCCGAAAAAGUAGAUUUUUUUAAGGUCCUUUAUCCAUUCACCGAGGACACGCGGAUGUGCAAAGAUUGCCUUGCCGUGUUUCACAGAAGGUGUUUCGAGAAAAGAAGUAUGCAGUGUCCCAGGCGAGCUAUGAUUCUUCUUAGCACCGAAUUAAUUGAGAGAGCUUUUACAACUCAGAUAAGAGAUCUUAGCUUCUGCAAACGUUUGUGAAAUCGAAAAUCUCUUAUUUCCUCUAUCUUUUCAAGAAUUCGAAGUCACUCGUCAACUUUUCGGUCAUUCUUUUAUUUUAUUUUAGAAGAGACGGUUUUUUGAAUUUGAAAAUUUCUGGAUUUAAUCAACUUAUGUUCGAGUUAUAGUUUUUUCAGCAUCUUUAACACGCCUGUUUAAGGUGGCCGGUCGUAUUACGGUAGUUUGGUAAGGUUUUUCAGUAAUAAAACGAAAACUUGUGUACUUUUUUUGACGUAACUUACCUUUUAACCUCGAGAAAUAUAUAGGUCCUCAACAAAUUGCGAAAAAUAAAGUUAAUUAAAAAAACUUCUUGGCUCCGAAACUGACGGCGCAAAAUUGACCGGCCACCGUAGCACUGCCUCAAACAUGCGUGUUAAAAAUGGAAAUGUUUUUCCCAAUAGAAAAAUGAAUAAAAAGGUCUUACCAUCUAGAUAGGUGAGUAGGGACAGAACAUUUAGUUCAAAUUUACACCCCUCAACCUAAAGUUCGUAGUCAUUCGAUUACUCUUUUUCCUUACAGAUGUGAGCGUCGAAAACGCCGAAGCGUUCCACUGGAGGCUACCAAUGAAGAAUCCGUCGUUCAAGAGAAAAUUGAUCAAACAGAAGCCACAGACUCAGCCGGAACCGCGCCUCUUGAGCCGAAGCAGAUCGAAGGAGAUCCAGCUUUGUGA
Molecule: messenger RNA, 2988 nt
Organism: Caenorhabditis auriculariae
Lineage: Eukaryota; Metazoa; Nematoda; Chromadorea; Rhabditida; Rhabditidae
Source: the annotation of a GenBank genome assembly